Messenger RNA from Orbicella faveolata, 2490 nucleotides. RefSeq lists its product as uncharacterized. Lineage: Eukaryota; Metazoa; Cnidaria; Anthozoa; Scleractinia; Merulinidae. Gene Ontology annotation, biological process: extracellular matrix organization. The record is from RefSeq and is a predicted model, not a curated record. Gene Ontology annotation, molecular function: extracellular matrix structural constituent conferring tensile strength.
UCGGUGGAACGGGGCUCCAAGGAUCAAGGGGUCCAACUGGCCGUGAUGGAAGGACUGGAUCACAAGGGGAUCCAGGGGAAGAUGGUGACCUGGGAGAGAGUGGUUCUGUUGGGCAGCCAGGGGUGGAAGGAACCGCGGGCCAGCAAGGAAAAACUGGGGCAACUGGUGCCGCUGGCUAUCCAGGACCGCAGGGUUUAGACGGUCAGCAAGGCUCUCCAGGACCUGUUGGUUUAACGGGUAUGCCCGGUCAGUCCGGAUCUCCAGGAGCUCCCGGCACUGUGGGUCUUAAAGGUUCCAGUGGCAGGCCAGGAUCCCAAGGUGAAAGCGGCUACACAGGCAUGACGGGGGAACAGGGGCCCCAAGGAAACCCUGGGAUAAAUGGCCAAGAAGGAGAACAAGGAAGCCCCGGUGCAACAGGAUCGAAGGGAGCAACGGGCGACCCAGGGCCGUCGGGUGAACAAGGAGAACAAGGAGUCACUGGAGAACAGGGUGAGCCCGGCGAUAUCGGAGAAACAGGACGCCCAGGAAGCCUUGGUUCUGCUGGAGUAACUGGUCGAGCAGGAUUUACUGGAGACAAAGGAAGUGAGGUAUGUCAAACCAGGCUGUAUCACUUUCGUUUUGCUGUUGCUACACGUGGAGACCAAGGCAACAUGGGAUUACAAGGCCCGCAAGGAUCACAGGGACCCCAAGGUUCUGCUGGGCCGAAAGGCGAGCAGGGUAAUGAUGGAAUAAGCGGUGAUGACGAUUUACGGCAUCUAAAUAUGACCUCGCUUUUUCCUGUGGAUCUUUACCAGGGCCAGCAAGGAGAAUUUGGUCCUCGAGGCGAUGAUGGAGAGGAAGGCGCACAGGGAUCUGACGGUGAGAGGGGACUUGCUGGAAACGACGGAGAACAAGGCGAAGUGGGUGCAAUGGGUCCACCUGGUCAAUUAGGAACGAAGGGUGACCGUGGAAGACAGGGAGACGAAGGUUUACGGGGGGAUCCUGGAAUUCCUGGACCUCCAGGUCAACCGGUUUCCAUCGGAGAUUUAGUGACUUCUUCAGGGUACACUGGUUUCGGACAACUUACUGAGGCAUCACGUGACCCACCAGUUACGGCCGAGAAAGCAGGGACAGUAAACCUUUACAGAAGCCAACAGACAGCAAAGGUUGAAGAGGAGGACGUUGAUCCUCUAUCAAAUUUUGUCACUCUAGUGAAGGAAAAACUUGAAAUGUUGAAAAAGCCAAAUGGCACAGAUAAAUUCCCCGCAAGGACCUGUAAAGACUUGUACAUGUCUUAUCCUGACCUUCCAAGUGGCUCUUACUGGAUCGAUCCCAACGAUGGCUUACCUAACGAUGCCAUAAAAGUCCGCUGCGAAUACCACACUAAAUCAACCUGUCUGUAUCCCGUAAACAACAGCGAGGCGUACACUACAGGAAAUAAGAAAUGGUUCACGGGCGCUGAUGGAUACAAGUGGCUCAGAGAGGAUCUGCGCAUGCUUAAGAAUAUUGAAUAUGUGGCAGAGCCCAGUCAAUUAGAAUUUCUCCGUUUGCUGAGUGACCGAGCCAGGCAGAGAAUUAAGUACAACUGCAAAGACUCGGUGGCCUGGGGUGAUAAGAACAACGGGUUAUCCAAGUCCAUUAAAAUCAAGGCUGACAAUGGAGUUGAAAUGCACGCGAAGUCUUCAAACAAAUUUAAACCCAAGCUCAUCCUAGAUGGGUGUUCGGUAAAGGAUGGCAAAUGGCAUCACACUGUCUUAGAAGUGGACACGCCUAAGCCUUAUCGCCUUCCCAUCCUCGACAUAGCAGCGUAUGACAUCGGAGACAGCGGCGAGGAGUUUGGAAUAGAAAUUGAACGUUUGUGCUUCUCUUAGCAAAUAACCUCGGUGCUCCAAACAGCUUAAUUUCAAGUUACAACACAAUUGUUUCGUAUUGCCUUGAAUUAAAUUCACUCAACUUAUGUUCCUUAGAAAACAGAGCAACUUCUUUUGAGAGGGCGACUCCGGCCCUCAGUGCCUCAAAUUGAAGACUGAAGUAAACCAUUUAAUGGUUCUACUCUUUCACUGAUCCUCUAUAUUCCUCCUUGGUUGUUGUUUUUUAUUAAUAUCCUUUUACAAAAAAGAAAACCUAGAUAGGACUGUUAUCUGAAAAUCCAGUAAAUAACAUUCAACGUUUGCUUGAGGCAUUAGCGAUGACAUAUUUAUGAUUUCAAAUUUAGCUGCAUUUCUUAUUGUAAAUAAAUGUAUCAGUAAAAGUUUCAUAAGAGGGUCUAAUAAUUUCUUCGAUAUAAUUUUUUUAAAUUUUUUUUUAUGUUAUGCUGUUUUAUUUUUAUUUAUUUCUUUUUUUUUUUGUAGCAUGAGAAGGAUGUGUUUGGUCAUUUGCAGUGCAACAUAAUGCAAAAGCCACUCAUAACUUUUUCUUGUCCAUACAAAAGUAACUGGGUUUUGUUGUUAUUGUUGUUGUUGUUGUUGUUGUUGUUGUUUCAAAUGCAGUUAAGUCUGAAGUUGAAAUUGA